Cooperia oncophora is the source of this 243-nucleotide messenger RNA. NCBI's taxonomy places the organism in Eukaryota, Metazoa, Nematoda, Chromadorea, Rhabditida, Trichostrongylidae. The record is from the annotation of a GenBank genome assembly.
AUGCCUCUAGUAAUUAUAAUCGAUAGUUUUUCUGGAAGGUGCUCAUUACAGCUUACAAUGCGUCGAGACAAAAAACAGGCACAAGGAUUGAAGAGACAAGCAAACAAAUUGUUAAACGUGAUUUCGUCGCCGGAUGACAGCAGCAGCGAAAGCAGUGCAUUGCAUGUACAGUUGACUGACUACGUUCUCAACGAGGUGCUUCGUAUGGCUCCUGAAUGCGAUCAUGAUCCUUAUGAUGGGUGA